Molecule: messenger RNA, 1104 nt
Organism: Abrus precatorius (Indian licorice)
Lineage: Eukaryota; Viridiplantae; Streptophyta; Magnoliopsida; Fabales; Fabaceae
Product: phosphoglycerate mutase-like protein 1
Exons: 9
Coding region: 14-985 (323 amino acids)
Cellular component (GO): cytoplasm
Molecular function (GO): phosphatase activity
Source: RefSeq, a predicted model, not a curated record
UUGGCACUACUGUAUGAGUGACAGAAGGAGCGAAGAAGAAAAGAGAAUAAAAAUAAGAGAAAAGAACAGCCUCACCUCACCAGUCACCACAAAUAUUCGAUCGAUCAAGGGGUUAGGGGCAGGUUGCGCGGAAGGAAGAGCAUGGAUUGCGGUGCAGGUCCGAGUCUGUUUCCGCUGCAUCGUUGCAAAACCAUUCACCUGGUUGGUGAGGCACGCGCAGGGGAUCCACAAUGUAGAGGGAGACAAGAACUACAAAGCUUAUAUGAACCCCCUUUACUUCGAUGCUCAUCUUACUCCCUUGGGAUGGCAACAGGUUGACAAUUUGCGUAAGCAUGUUCGUGCCUCUGGCCUUAUAAAUAGGAUCGAUCUCGUCGUUGCGUCUCCUUUGUUGAGGACUCUACAAACAGCUGUUGGAGUAUUUGGCGGUGAGGGCUACACUGAUAAAACAGAUGUGCUUCCUCUUAUGCUGGCAAAUGCUGGAAAUAGCUGUCGUGCUGCAAUUUCAAGUCUAAAUUGCCCACCAAUUGUUGCUGUUGAACUUUGUCGUGAACAUUUGGGAGUUCAUCCCUGUGACAGAAGAAGAAGUGUUAGCGAGUAUCAGUUUCUUUUUCCUGCUGUUGAUUUUUCGCUGAUAGAUAGUGACGAGGAUUCUUGGUGGAAGGCCAAUGUUAGAGAGACAAAGGAAGAACUUGCAGCUAGGGGGCUGAAGUUCCUAAACUGGUUGUGGACACGGAAAGAGAAGGAGAUAGCAAUUGUGACACAUAGUGGAUUCUUGUUUCAUACACUUAAUGCAUUUGGAAGUGAUUGCCACCCCUUGGUAAAGAAAGAAAUAUCCAAACAUUUUGCCAAUUGUGAGCUUCGCUCCAUGGUCAUUGUGGAUAGAAGUAUGAUAGGAUCGGGGGUAUCAGCUACUAACUAUCCAGGCAAGAUACCUUCAGGGCUGGACCUGCCUAGUGAUGUUGCCGAUGAGAACUCUGAGAAAUAGGGGUUCGUUCUUCUGCUUGUUGUAUGUUUAGUUUCAUUUAAACAUUGAACUGCUGGGACAUGAUCAUUACUAUCUGAAGAUUAUGACUCUCUCAAAUUCUAACUCGAUUAUUUCAGAUU